Gekko japonicus is the source of this 3471-nucleotide messenger RNA. It is a transcript of the gene SOD2, whose product is annotated as superoxide dismutase 2, mitochondrial. Lineage: Eukaryota; Metazoa; Chordata; Lepidosauria; Squamata; Gekkonidae. The transcript is spliced from 5 exons. Gene Ontology annotation, molecular function: superoxide dismutase activity; metal ion binding. Gene Ontology annotation, biological process: superoxide metabolic process. The record is from RefSeq and is a predicted model, not a curated record. Gene Ontology annotation, cellular component: mitochondrion. Bases 160 to 834 code for a protein of 224 amino acids.
AGGCGCUUUGCUGACUUAAACAAGGCCGUCUGCGAGAAGGCUGGGCUAGAGGCGGCUCGGCGUGACAGAGGUGCUGAGCCUGGGCUUGGGGCUCGAGCUGUGUGCGUCAGACGCCCUUGCUUCGUCCUUGCCUUUCCCCCUCUAGACGCCGUCGCCGUUAUGCUCUGCCGGCUGGUCUACCGGGGCAGACAUGGCCCUAAACUCGUUGCACCUCUUGGAUGCCUGGCUUCCAGGCAAAAGCACACACUUCCUGACUUGCCUUAUGAUUAUGGCGCCCUGGUACCCCACAUUAGUGCAGAAAUCAUGCAGCUUCACCACAGCAAGCAUCAUGCGACUUAUGUGAAUAAUUUGAAUGUUACAGAAGAAAAAUACAAAGAGGCCUUGGCAAAAGGUGAUGUUACAGCUCAGGUGUCUCUUCAGCCAGCUCUGAAGUUCAAUGGCGGAGGUCACAUCAAUCACUCUAUCUUCUGGACAAACCUUUCUCCAAAUGGUGGAGGGGAGCCUAAAGGGGAGUUAAUGGAUGCCAUUAAGCGAGAUUUUGGCUCCUUUGCAAACUUUAAGGAGAAAUUGACAGCUGCAUCCGUUGGUGUCCAAGGCUCAGGAUGGGGAUGGCUUGGUUUUAAUAAAGAACAAGGUCGAUUGCAGAUAGCUGCUUGUUCCAAUCAAGACCCUCUCCAAGGAACCACUGGUCUUGUUCCGCUGCUAGGGAUUGAUGUGUGGGAGCAUGCCUAUUAUCUGCAGUAUAAAAAUGUCAGACCUGACUAUCUCAAAGCUAUCUGGAACGUGAUCAACUGGGAAAACGUAUCUUCAAGAUAUGUAGUUAGCAAAUCAUAGAGGAAGACCUGUGAUGUUGCUUGGAUAAUUUUUUGCAGUAAUUUCUGACAGCUGACUUGCUAAUUGCUCCAUUGCUGAAAAUAUUCUAGCACAUCAAACACAAAAAAUGUUCACAGUCAAGCUAAAUGUUUGCCUGAAGUUUGGUAAGACUGUAAUUCUUGACAUGCUAGUUUUCUGUUUAAAGACAGAGAUCCUUUAUGCAGUGCUCUGAAAGAAUGUAGUUCUUAAAUAUCAGUAAGGGAUUAUGGCUAAAGUUUUCCUCAAUUGUGUGUCAGUUAUGAUUAGGCAUUCAAGUCUUUUCUUUGCAGUACAAAGAAGAACACUAAGUGUAUCAAUUCAGAAGCAAAUUACACGAAACAGUGGCAAGUACCUAUAUAAACUAGGUUUCACGAAAAGCUGGCUUCUGUGUUGAAGAGCAUGGCUAGCAGUGUUUAAACAAAAGGUAAUGCAUUGUAGUCUUCCCAGUGACAGGCAUUUGGCAAAUAACCACUAAUCACAACUGUAUUUGUACUAUAGGGUAGAGGUGCUACUUUUCAUAAAAUUGCUAUUUUUCCAAAGAGGAAAAAAUAUCCUUUACCAGUAGACGUUGGGUAACAAAGCUGAAGAAAUCAAUUGCACAAAUGUAUAGGAUAUUUGGUUUGGAAUAAAGAGUAUUUAAUGUCUUUUUUUGUCCUUAUGUUGUUGAAAAUGAGACCCAACCAUCCAUUGCAACUUCUUUAUGAUAGUAUUAUAAUGGUUGCUUAAAAAUAAAACCUUUUGGUAUUGGUCUAGUUGGCAAAUAUAUGGAAUUUCUGCCAUGCUUGUUGUGGCUGUCCACAACUGUAUGGUUUCUUUUUACUGUAUACGAUAAAGUAUGCUGUUAGUGUAAUGGACUUUCAGGUGUACUAGGUACAACUGACACUUGAAAACCAAGGCUUGGCUGCAACGUUGGCUGCUGUGAUUAUGAGAAGUAUACAACAUGGAGAUGUAGUCUAACACCUUGUACAAGUGAUAGCAUUGAGCAAAGUUAAUUAUGUAAAGCAACAGCCUGAAUGUGGCUAUAUCUGCUUUGUAUGGUUCAGAGUUACAAGAACGGAAAACAUGGAGAGAGAGAGAGAGCGGGCCCAUAGAAUCACCAAGAGUCGGACACAGCUGAAUGGCUAACAACAACAACAGUGGUUCAGAGGAGCGUUCCUGGGGUGAAAUCCAGGGUGGGUCUGGCCUACCUUUAAAGCAUGUGCCCAUCCAGACUAGUUUUAUCUUUAUGUCUUCUUUUACCUGUGCUACACUAACAGAAAACAAUAGAAAUAUGUAAAAAUUAAAUGUCAGGGGUUUAAAAUGUUAUUUUAAUAAAAUGUUUUAUUUUUGUGGCACAUUGUACUAGUUUGGAUUAUAAUAGGUUGAAAGUACCCUUGUAUAAUCUGGGUCAGCCUGCUUCAAAAUUUAGAAUUCCGUUCCUGAGUUCCUAAUCUUUGUUUCCCCCUCAGUAAUGUACAUAAGAGUAUAUGUGUAAAUGGCCCAGUAAAUUACUAGAAUGGAUGGCUCUUAAUUGAAGGUCAUAGGUAAAGGAGACCAUUUGGUAGGUUUAAAAAGGCAGAUGAGAAGAAGUCAAUCCUAUGUAAAAUAUUCCUCCCAUUAUGUAAAAUUGCGGCCUUCUGCCUUUUAGUCAGUAAGAGAUUUGAUGAAGGGUGAGUCAUCCAGGAAGUUGCAGAGUGUUCUUUUAAAUGCACUGUCACUCUCCAUGGAAGGAGCUUGCAGCUGGGAGGAAUUCCUGUAUCCAGCUUUUCUUUUAGGUUUUCUAGCUGGACCAGGACCAAGUUUUGCUAAUGGUGACUGAGACAACAGCUGCCCUUUCUGGUUGGCUGAGUCCUCACUGCUGAUUUGUAUGUUGUGAAAAAUUCCCCAUCUGAUUUCUGUAGUCUAGAUGACCUAGUAGUAUGGCUACCAAGCUCAGGGUGUGGCCUAUAUUUCUCCCAAAAUUAGAACUGCCUCCAGACUACAUAAAUCUGUUGCUGUGGAGGAAAUGGCAGUUUCUUAGGGUGGACUCUGCGGCACUGGCAUCCCCAAUGAAUUCCCAGCCUUCAAAUGUUGCCCUCCCUAGGAAUUUCCUGUGAGUCUCCAGGAAUUCCCUAAGCCAGAGUUGGCAACCCUAACCAUGAAGGACAGUACAGAAAUGUAGUUGCUCAUCAGUGAUCUGGAGGUGCCUGCUGGGAACACGUUACCCUGAUUCUCCAGGAGUUCUGUUACCUCAUAGUUUGGUUUCUGGAUCAGAUUCAUAGAGCUAUUUUUGACCUUUAAAACCUUAAAUUGCCUGUGACAUACCUGAGGGGGGAUGUCUUCCCUUAUGAAAUAUGCUACCCCCCACCCUUAGUUGAAAAAAAGUAAGGUAGGUUAUGUAUGUUGUUGCUUACCAGAAGUGGUGGCUGCUUGGUGGAGACUCCUGCAUUGUAGCAUUUCCUCCUGAGAGAAACCUGUCACAUCUGUACACUUGGCUCUUGCAAAAAAGUACCCAAACCCUUAUUGAGUGGGGGAGGGGGCUGUGGCUCAGUGGUAGAGCAUCUGCUUUGCAUGUAGAAAGUCCCAAGUUCGGCCCCUGGCAUUUCCAUAUAAAGGUGUGGGGGGGGGGCAGGGGGUGUUGUGAAAGACCUCUUCCUGAGA